This is a messenger RNA of Dibothriocephalus latus, 630 nucleotides long. The record is from the annotation of a GenBank genome assembly. Lineage: Eukaryota; Metazoa; Platyhelminthes; Cestoda; Diphyllobothriidea; Diphyllobothriidae.
AUGAUCUUCUCGGCCUGGGGAGCCAUCUUCGCUGGCUUCUACAUCUGCAUCAGUGCGCUUAGAAGACGAAGGCUCCCCAAAGAGGCCUUUGUGUACUCCCACGACACUGCCCCGGAAGCUGGGAAACGGGAGGGGGAGGACAAGGACGGUGGAGCAGCGGGUCAGGUGUCAGAUGGCCCUCAAAGUCUAUCUACGAUCACAGAACCCAGUUACCUGAGUCUAUUUCCGCCCUCCUCCUCCACCAUCAGCACGGACUCUUAUCCCAUUCUUAUGAGACAGGCUCCGACCUCGCCUACUGCUGGUGCUGGCGGUGGUGAUGAUGAUGAUGGUGGCUACGGAAGAUUGCUCUUGACGCAAUUGAACCACCUUUUCAGCACGGGGCCGUACUCGUUGCUGGAGACUGGUUGCCAGUCACCUGUGUCGGACCAACCAGAAGGCGAUGCCACUGCCGUCGCUGCUGCUACUGCGACUGAAGACGAGCUUGGUCGCGACACAGACGGGAAUGAAGAAGACGUCACCGGGAGAAGUCGUGCUGACGGGCCAGAUACUCCGGCUUUCGAGGCUGCGUAUGGCACACUAGUGGCCAUAGGUAACCAUCUUCUAGUUUUUUUGGCAGGACUGUCUUUGUAG